Rhinocladiella mackenziei CBS 650.93 is the source of this 798-nucleotide messenger RNA. RefSeq lists its product as uncharacterized. Bases 1 to 798 code for a protein of 265 amino acids. The transcript is spliced from 2 exons. The record is from RefSeq and is a predicted model, not a curated record. NCBI's taxonomy places the organism in Eukaryota, Fungi, Ascomycota, Eurotiomycetes, Chaetothyriales, Herpotrichiellaceae.
AUGUCGGAAACUCUGUGCGGUGAAGACUCUCCACCACCCACCGCCGGAUCUAGAUCCAGUCCUUCCGUGACUGAAAUCCCCGAUUCAUCUGGGAAUUCCGUCUACGAUAUCGAUGAUCUGAUUGACGACGAAGGGGAGGUUAUCGAUCUUACAACAAACGAAAACGCGCGCAUACGAUUCUCGUCUUUUUAUGCCGACGAGAGAGAUGAGGCGCCGAAGAAGCUUUCAGCACAUCCCGGCGAUAGUGGUGAGGCGGUUAUCGAAUCCUACCGCGCGUCAUCCUUCGUCGGCAAUACAAGAACCAGCGACGACAUCGCCGGAAGACCUACAUUGGACGGCGUGUCGCCAUAUUCUACGGAGAGCGCAAAUUCGGUCGAAAUCCCUAAAACACUAUCAGCGACCGAGCCAUCGCACCAUUCUACGUCUCCCUCGAUAUUAAGAGUCAUGGGAAAAUGGCUAGACCCGGAACCGCACCGAUAUCUUGUCCUGUGCUGGAUGGUUCCUGAAGAAGAUGAAGAGUCUGAUUCAGAACUCAAUCGUCGCCUUCAUGAGUACGACAAAAAGAUCUUGCGAGACUUUAUACAAGAGGAAUGUCCGCCUCCUUCGAGAUCGCGAAAACGCUUACCGCCAGAGGACAGCCAGAGUUCGACACAGGCCCGCAAGAGGCCAAAGACCCAUACGAUGGCCUCUGUAUCUAAGAAUCACCGCUAUCCCUCUCGUCAAGUGGAGGAAAAUCUCUUCCUCGAUGCGGAUGUAUGUCUGGCCGACCUCCAAACCGGUGAAGGAAAUUGUUUUUAG